GACAUUGGGCGCACCGGCACAAUGAUUACGUGGUUCCAGAUAAGGUUGGCGUGGAACAGGGAAAGCUAGUAAAGCAGGCUCAGAGGAGACACGACGUGGGGCACGGCUAAGCCAGUAAAUUACGCUAGCUCGGAGUCGUAGCCACCACCGUCUUUUUGAUCUCAUCAGGCUCGGUCGGUUCUGAUCCCGUCGACGCUGCUCCUCUUUUUCUGCCUUGUCCCCGCAGCCUCUCAAUAGCGUCGGUAACUUGUGAGAUGAGUGCGAUUAUAUAUCCAACAGGCAACGCCUCGUCUCUCAACACAUAAGAAGCAGCUAGCUAGCUUAUUAUUAUAAAAUGGUGCCGCACUGUCUGUCUGUCCUCAGGGAAAGUGAAGGCCAUGUAGUAAAGUUUGGAGAUCAAAAAGAUUGCAUUUAAAGAGCUUGCAGUGUGUGUGUGUGUGUGAGUGUGACCGGCCGGAGAACAGCUGACUUGACUUUGUGGAGAAGAGAUCGGCUUAUCGUCCAUGGAGAAUCAAGCACUGGAAGUUCCAUAUCACAUGGUUCAUGGCUAUGAAGAUCAUGCAACUGCUGUUAUCAGCCCUAGCAAUCUACCAUGGUCUCUGCUGCCGGCAGCUUCCCUCCACCAAGACCAAGAACUCAUCAUGUGUCCCAAUUCUCUCCCUCCUUUUGCCCCUUCCCUCUACGGAGCCGGUGCCGUGUGGUCGAAUCCUUCGCCUGCUGGGCUGACUGAAUAUUCAGCCGGCGGCAGUGCCUUCAUGCGUUUGAAUGGUUUCCGACGAGGGACGACGGAUCAGGGCUCCGCUUCCUCGUCUCUCUUCGGCACCAUUCGCGCCGAACUAGGCAAGUUAACGGCUCAGGAAAUCACGGACGCCAAGGCUCUCGCCGCCACGAAGAAUCACAGCGAGGCCGAGCGCCGCCGCCGCGAGCGCAUCAACGGCCAUCUCGCCAAGCUCCGCAGCAUGCUCCCCAACAACACCAAGACGGACAAGGCAUCGUUGCUGGCGGAGGUCAUCCAGCACGUGAAGGAGCUGAAGCGGCAGACGUCGGAGAUCGCGGAGGAGAGCCCGCUUCCGACGGAGGCCGACGAGAUCGCCGUGGAAUCCGCCUGCGACGAGGAGGGGAGGAGUCCUGUAGUAAGAGCUUCGCUUUGCUGCGACGACCGCCCCGACCUGAUCCCGGACCUCAUCGGCGCGCUCAAGGCGCUGCGGCUCCGCGUCCUCAAGGCCGAGAUCACCACCGUCGGCGGCCGCGUCAAGAACGCCCUCCUCAUCUCUCACGCCGACGAGCAAGACAACGGCUCCGACGAUAUCGAUGCAACUGAUCACGACGGAGAGCACAAGCAGCAGCUGAUCGCCGCCGUCCAAGAUGCGCUGAAGGCGGUGCUGGAGCAGGCGGCGAAGCACGACCACUCAUCCGGCGGAACUAAGCGACAGCGGACGGCCGGCUUAUCGGCGGCAGGCAUGAUUGAGCACAGCUCCAAUGUUUGACUACAUGGGCUAGCUUUUCUACAUAUUUUGACUUUGCAUAUCUUUUAAUAAUAAUUAAAUUUCAUCCAAUUCCUAAGAACACCGAUAAAAAAAUUAAAAAAUAAAUCACCAAAAAUGUAGUAAAAUACUUAUGUCUCAAUUUAUAUAUAUGCUUUGCAUAUUCACAA
This is a messenger RNA of Zingiber officinale, 1654 nucleotides long. RefSeq names its product transcription factor AIG1-like. The record is from RefSeq and is a predicted model, not a curated record. Gene Ontology annotation, biological process: regulation of DNA-templated transcription. Bases 504 to 1487 code for a protein of 327 amino acids. The transcript is spliced from 3 exons. Gene Ontology annotation, molecular function: protein dimerization activity; DNA-binding transcription factor activity. NCBI's taxonomy places the organism in Eukaryota, Viridiplantae, Streptophyta, Magnoliopsida, Zingiberales, Zingiberaceae.